Linum trigynum is the source of this 300-nucleotide messenger RNA. NCBI's taxonomy places the organism in Eukaryota, Viridiplantae, Streptophyta, Magnoliopsida, Malpighiales, Linaceae. The record is from the annotation of a GenBank genome assembly.
AUGGCGACGAACUUGGUGAUGCUCGUUGUCGCCGUCACCACCAUCUCUGUUGUUUUCAUUUUCUACUUGAAGGCAGAUCUACCUUCCGAACUCGGUGAUGACUUCCAGAUUCGUCUCCUUCCGACGUCGACAUCUUGUCGCUUACCCAUAGGUUGGAUCGAUUCGUCGUCGUCAACAAGAGCAGAUAAAGAGGGAAAUCUCCUGGGACAAGAUUCGAUUCGUCGUUGCCAACGAGAUUCGAUUCGGGACUGGGGAUUGGAUUGUGUGUUUUGGUAUAUGAGGGGGAAUUUCCUGGAAUGA